AUGCAUCCCGCACACAUGUGGGAGGACAAGGCGUACGUUGAUCAGGCGUCAAAGAUGUACGAAGAAUCUGCAAAGCCGCAAACACAUCCCACCUAUUACGGGAUUCCUGAGUAUGGCUCCUCGGUGGAGCACGUUGGCGGGCUAUCCACUGUCGAGACCAUGCAGUCUAGAGCUCUGCGCUCAUUACCGGCCCCUACUUAUCAUCCCCCGGGAUACUCCGGGGUACCUCCGCUCUUGAAGCAGCCCUUUCCUUGGGGGGACGUCAAUGAACGCCUCGUGGCGAUAGAGCUGGGUAUGCACGGGGGAGACGAAGGCUAUGUGGCCUCACUGGUAAACGAAUUCAAACCAUGGUUUCUGGCUCUCCGUAAGAGGUGCCCCGUGAAAGAUCUCACCCGUUUAACCGAGCUCGAUACGCGCCUCAUGGCCAUUGAAGAGUGGCUUGGAAAGUACACAAACCCCGGUGCGUUUGGGUAUUCGGCCCCGCACUACGUGAAAAUGAUGUCCACCUCGGUGAGUAAAUGA
Messenger RNA from Giardia duodenalis, 522 nucleotides. RefSeq lists its product as uncharacterized. The transcript has a single exon. The coding region runs from base 1 to 522 and encodes 173 amino acids. Lineage: Eukaryota; Fornicata; Diplomonadida; Hexamitidae. The record is from RefSeq and is a predicted model, not a curated record.